CACAGGGUAUCCAUCUUCCCCAGGGUUCCCCAGCCGCCCUGGGCGCUGCCCAGCGCCUCCUACCGCUCUACUACCUGAGAGGGCCUUACAGACCACCCACAGAAGGAACUGACAACAAACCGGAAGGUGGUCCACCAUUCAAGUUUCUGAUUGGCUCCUUGACGCUUUCUUGCUCCCAAAGAUCUCCGGGAAAUGGAGUUUUCUGGUGGUUGAAGGCGGUUGAAGGCGGGAGCAGCAGGAGUAAAAGAAGCGAUAGGGAUUGGCCACUUGCUAUUGGCCAACGGCCGGUGACGUUCGAAAGAGCCUAGCCUAUCCAAAGAUUCCUCACUUUUCUCGGACAGCAGUUGAGAGGGAAGUGGGACGGGGGAACUGCUUUGCAUGCUGGGAAGCAUAGUUCAGCUAAGAUCACUAACCCUAGCCCCGCAACAGCCACAGGCUCGUCAGUAGGAACUACAAUUCCCACACAGCCCCUCUCUUUCCUGGUUCAUUCCAGUAGCCCCCGCUUCCUCCCAACACUUCCGGGAUUCUUAGUCUGCGAGGCUGCCGCCUCUAACGGAGAACUUCAUUUCCCAGAGGUCCUUGCGCGCGGCGAGCCCCUCCAGGCUCCUCCCCGUCGUCGGGCGCCAUUUUGUUCUGCCUACAGCAGGCCUAAGAUGGCGGCGGGCGAGAGGGUGAAGGUUGCUGGGCUCUAGUCCGCCCGCCGCCGAUUUCGGCUCGGCUGGCCUCGGCUCGGCUCGGCCUUGCCCCGGCCCUGCGCGGCCGAUGGGCGGGGAGCGGCGCGCGCCAUGGAUCUGCGCACGGCCGUGUACAACGCGGCGCGCGACGGCAAGCUGCAGCUGCUGCAGAAGCUGCUGAGCGGCCGCAGCCGGGAAGAGCUGGACGAGCUGACCGGGGAGCCGGCGGCAGGGGCGGCUGGGGGUCCGGCCGCCGGGGGCACGCCGCUGCUCAUCGCCGCCCGCUACGGCCACCUGGAUGUGGUGGAAUACCUGGUGGACCGCUGCGGCGCCAGCGUGGAGGCGGGCGGCUCGGUGCACUUCGACGGCGAGACCAUCGAGGGCGCACCGCCGCUGUGGGCCGCCUCAGCGGCCGGGCACCUGGGCGUGGUGCAGAGCCUGCUGCGGCGCGGCGCCUCGGUGAACCGCACCACGCGCACCAACUCCACGCCGCUGCGCGCAGCCUGCUUCGACGGGCACCUGGACGUGGUGCGCUACCUGGUGGGCGAGCACCAGGCCGACCUGGAGGUGGCCAACCGGCACGGGCACACGUGCCUCAUGAUCUCCUGCUACAAGGGCCACUGCGAGAUCGCACGCUACCUGCUGGAGCAGGGCGCGCAGGUGAACCGGCGCAGCGCCAAGGGCAACACGGCCCUUCACGACUGUGCCGAGUCCGGAAGCCUGGAGAUCCUGCAGCUGCUCCUGGGCUGCAAGGCGCGCAUGGAGCGGGACGGCUACGGCAUGACCCCACUGCUGGCCGCCAGUGUCACCGGCCACACAAACAUCGUGGAGUACCUCAUCCAGGAGCAGCCCGCCCCCGAGCUCCAAGUCCAGCCCAAGCUGCAGCAGCAGCAUGAGGAGGAACCCGCCAUGCCCAGCGCCAUGCCCAGCACCAGCCGGGGGCCGGAGGAGGCCCAGUCCCCUGAGCCAUAUGAGAGCUGCUGCCCCACCAGCCGAGAAGCCGCAGUGGAGGCCCUGGAAUUGCUGGGGGCCACGUUCGUGGACAAAAAGAGGGACCUACUGGGCGCUCUCAAGUAUUGGAGGAGGGCCAUGGAGCUACGGCACCAGGGCGGGGAGUAUCUGCCCAAGCCCGAGCCUCAACAGCUAGUCCUGGCCUACGAUUAUUCCAGGGAAGUGAAUACCACUGAAGAACUGGAAGCCCUCAUUACCGACCCCGAUGAGAUGAGGAUGCAGGCCUUGUUGAUCCGGGAGCGUAUCCUGGGCCCCUCCCAUCCGGACACUUCCUACUACAUUCGCUACCGAGGGGCAGUAUAUGCAGACUCGGGCAACUUUGAAAGGUGCAUCCACUUGUGGAAGUAUGCCCUAGACAUGCAGCAAAGCAACCUAGAACCUCUGAGCCCCAUGACAGCUAGCAGCUUCCUGUCUUUCGCAGAACUCUUCUCCUAUGUGCUGCAGGACCGAACCACCAAGGGCAGCCUGGGUACCCAGAUUGGCUUCGCUGACCUCAUGGGUGUGCUCAGUAAAGGAGUUCGAGAAGUAGAGAGGGCGCUACAGCACCCGAAAGACCCCGGUGACUCUGCACAGUUCACCAAAGCACUAGCUAUCAUUCUCCACCUAAUCUAUCUUUUGGAAAAAGUGGAGUGUACCCCAGAACAAGAGCACCUCAAACGUCAGACUGUCUACAGGCUUCUCAAAUGCAGUCCCCGAGGCAAAAACGGCUUCACCCCUUUGCAUAUGGCUGUGGACAAAGACACAACUGCUGUGGGCCGCUACCCCGUGGGCAAGUUCCCUUCUCUGCACGUGGUGAAUGUGUUAUUAGAAUGUGGAGCUGACCCAGACAGCAGGGACUUUGACAACAACACCCCGUUGCACAUAGCCGCCCAAAACAACUGCCCCCUGAUCAUGAGUGCCCUGAUGGAGGCUGGUGCCCACAUGGAUGCAACUAACGCCUUCAAGAAAACCGCCUACGAGCUGCUGGAUGAAAAGCUCCUCAGCAAGAGUUCCAUGCAGCCCUUCAACUACAUUACCCUCCAGUGCCUUGCAGCCCGUGCCCUAGACAAGCACAAGGUCCCGUACAAGGGUUUCAUCCCUGAAGAACUGGAGGCUUUCAUUGAACUGCACUAAAGGGGGGGAGGGGGUAUCCCUCACCAUCACUCCUUGCUCAGUCAUCCUCAGCGGAGAGGGAGGUACCAGGGCUUUAUAGCACCUUGCAUUUCCCACCUUCCCAGAUGGUGUGGGAUGGCUUCUGGUAAAAUGUGCCUCAGGGGCGGGGUCUAGAGCUUCCAUAUUCCCCAUUAACUUCUCCUUUGAGUGAGAAAUCUGGAGUUAGUACACCAUAAAGGCCUUCAGGGAAGUGCAGCAGGAGAGAUACCUUCCCUCAAUUCACUUGUUAGAAGGGAGAAAGAUGUGCAAGUUCAUUUAUGAGUUCUGUCUUUUCCUGUCUUCUCAUGUGCUAGGAGGCUUUCGUUGAUCUUACCCUAGGGGCAAAGGGAUGGAAGCCAUUGCCUUCCCAACCUACUGGAACGGGGAGAUAGAAGCAGAAGGUGGCGUAUUCCCCCCUUUCCCCCUCGGAUGCCCGAUGAACUCAGCUGUCAGGGCUCUUGACUAGCCAUCUCCUGACUGAUGGGUCUUAGUGGCACAAUUUUGCAAUUCAAGAAGCAAGGCAAUUUCUCUCUUCCAGUUUGCCCCCAACUACUCUGUGUUGUCCUAGUUACCAUGGAGUGGGAGUCAGCUGGAGCCCAAUAGAACUGGCCACCACUUAACACAGCUUUCAGUUGGUUUGGUUUUUAUUUUUCUGGUGGCCAGGUCACAAGUAUUGUGCAGAAGUCCUAAGAUUUUGCUGCCUGUUUGUGAGGCUGGAUUUCUGUGCUUCCCCCCACCCCCACUGACAGAUCUGUUUAGUUUAAAGCAGUAUUUGUUUUGCAGUCCUUGGAACAGGCAGUGCAGGCCAAAAUGGUACGUGCAAACUUGUGUGUUGCUUUACAUUUCAGAUGGAACUCUGUGGCUUCGGUCCAUGAAGCUCUAUAGACAAUUCCAUUUUUAAAACCUCAUUCUACUCUUUGCACAUGGGCCCCCAAUUUCUCCACUCUCAGUAGGAGAGCCCUUAACUCUUUUGCUUAAAAACCAUGAACCAACACUAUUUAGAGGAGCUGUGCUCAACACCAGUUCUCUGAUACAGGAAUAGCUGCCGGAGCUUCGUUUUUUUCCUACCCAAUGUCACAGUCUCCAUGCCCAUUUUGUCAUUUAAUUGAUAGACUCCUUGAGUUGGGGGCUGCAAUUGUUUUAAAAGCCAUCUUUCAGAGCGGAUUCCGCAAGCAAGGUCCCACAUAGGGCAUAUAGUUUAAUAAAGUAAAUGCAAUUAGAAUGUGGGUAUUAGGCCAUCAGUGACAGGCUUUAAACUCGAGUUUGCAGAAAGCCGUUUCCCGUAGCCCAGAGUUAAGUGCUGGCCAAGAGCAGGUGGUCUUGGAGAAUGUGCUGUCACGGGUUUUUUCUCAGGAGAAAUGACUGAUUACAAGAGGCUUUGGCAGGCAGCAAGGAGAUUAUUGGCCGAGCCAAAGUGAAAGUCUAGCGGAAAAGGUUAAACAGCUGUCCCCCUUCAUUUUUGGAGAAAGGUCAGGCUCAGGAGAGUGAAGUUUUGACACUAAUCCACUGUACUGCAUAUGCUAAAAGCCACCAUUAGAUUAGUGUUUGCAGGCCACCAAAGACCAGGAUGCUGAUAAUCUGAUGCCCUGCCCCUUUAAGGAAACCAGGUCUGUCAUUUAGUUUUGCAGUGUUAAAGUAUAAAUUGAUUUAUUUAUAAGACAGCUUAACUUCUAUCAAGGUGGAAAAUGCAGUUAAUGUUCUCACUGGAAUGCAGAAUAAACAAAAAAAAAUAAGCUUGUUUAAUGUGUGAGCCUAAGCUCCUAUAUUUAAGUAAUUAAAAAGAAAAGGCACUAGACUGACUUGCCUGGGAAUUCCUUGGUGAUUGCUGGUUUGUGUGGCAAAGGGGGCUGGUAGGGUGGGUAAGUGGGUUGGAUAGGGGAGGGGGCCUCUGCCCAUUCUAGCUCGGCCUUGGAUUCCAGGACUAAGACACCUCUCAUCCCCUAUUCCCCCCAGCCCCGGACUCCAUGGUGGUACAUACCAUAUAAAUAACUGGUCAGGAGGUCUGGUUGUAAAAAGAUUUCUUUUGUCCCCUUGGACUUUAUUUAUAAUCCAUUGGCUAAUGGAGUCUUAAGGCUUCAAAGAACCUCAGAAACUUAAACCUUCCCUCCUCCCACCCCUGCCUUUGGGUAAAAUUGUCCUGCAAAUUAGGAAGGUUAGCUCCAAUCAGAAACAACUUAGGGAAAUGUCUUAUCCAGGUGGUUGGUAGUGCUUCUGACAGGCUGGGGGUGAUAUCUUUGGACUGCUGGAUUUCACCUACUGGAUCUACAAUUCUCCAAUGUUGACUUCUGUCCCAAAAGAAAAGGCAUCUACCAUGUGUUUGGAUCUCAGGGGAAGGAGCUUCCUUUCUGAUGAACUCUAAAGUGAAGCCUGCCUAAUGACUAUUCCAGGAGCCCUGUCUCCCUGGAAAGGAUGCUAACUGGGGGAGAAAGUAAUCCCUUUCCCCACUUCAUGCCUUUUUACCAGCUUAAGUUGCAGCCUUAAACGUUGAUUUAUCCUAUUUUUACACAGAUUGAUGUAGUAGAUUUUUUUCCCUAAAUUAGCCAUUCUGUAAGUUUGGUUUAAUUCUGAAAAUCAGAUCCUAGCCCCUCUGUAGUCAGUAAUGUUCACAACCUUUCUCACUGUGAUAGAGGCUGUAAGAUGGUGAGGAUACAUGACCUAAUACCCAAAUAUUAAGAUGGGGUUCUACUGUUGCUUCCUAGUUCCGUGCACCUAACACUAUGAGUGUAACUGAGCCAACACCAUUACUGUGUAAAUUCCAUGCUGCCAUAUGUGUCCUGUUCCUUGAAAGAACUAUACAGCAGUGACCUAGUAUAUACCACUUUGACUACAAAAGAAAAAAAAGUUGCUUAUAUUAAGAUUUCUCCAAGCCAUUUUUCAGAAGGAAAAAAAAAAGACCUAAUUAACCUGGAAAGCUAUGCUUCACCAACAUAGAGGUCACAACUGCUCCUGAUUGGUUAACAGCCUUCAUUUGCAUGUCUUCCCUACCCCUCAAAGUCCAGUUUGGCUUGAGAAAAGAGCAGAUACUGGAUGCAUUCCUUUUUCCCACUUCACGAGCUGUCUCACUGAAUUCAUGGCAUGGAUUAUCUCAGGGACCCAAAUACCGGGACAAAAAAGACCCUUGAGAUUUUGUUGAAGCUCAAGCCUCGAAGGGCUCCACUUGUGUUGUUUUCCUCACCUGUAAAAUGAGGAUAAUACUAUCCUACCUCACAGGGAUGUUGUGUGGUAUUCAAGAUUGUAAAGUGCUUUUGACUUUAAAAAAAAAACAAAAACCCUAUUUGAUGCUAAGUACUUUUAUUUCUCAAGAAGUAACCUUCAAAAAGUGUGUACAUUUUUUUAAGAGUGUGUAUUAAAGAAUUAUGGAAUAUA
This is a messenger RNA of Trichosurus vulpecula (common brushtail), 6182 nucleotides long. RefSeq names its product fem-1 homolog A (gene FEM1A). Gene Ontology annotation, molecular function: protein binding. NCBI's taxonomy places the organism in Eukaryota, Metazoa, Chordata, Mammalia, Diprotodontia, Phalangeridae. The record is from RefSeq and is a predicted model, not a curated record. The coding region runs from base 786 to 2798 and encodes 670 amino acids. The transcript has a single exon.